Molecule: messenger RNA, 3478 nt
Organism: Schizophyllum commune H4-8
Lineage: Eukaryota; Fungi; Basidiomycota; Agaricomycetes; Agaricales; Schizophyllaceae
Product: ARM repeat-containing protein
Exons: 12
Coding region: 67-3261 (1064 amino acids)
Biological process (GO): tRNA re-export from nucleus
Cellular component (GO): cytoplasm; nuclear pore; nuclear matrix
Molecular function (GO): small GTPase binding; tRNA binding
Source: RefSeq, a predicted model, not a curated record
CGUUCGUGACGUUCCCCAGCCCCUCCUAGAUCCCAUAAUAUAGCCGUUGCGGCUUCUGCGUGUGCGAUGGACGUCGAACUUCAACAGGUCGUGCAAGCUAUCAACAUCGCUGCAGAUCCCACACAGCAGGCGUCUGACGUCUACCAGCAAGCGCUCGCGUACCUGCAGUCAAUCCAGCAGAACGGGGAGUCGAGCUGGCGGCUUGCACUCCAUCUCUUUGUAGACCAGAAUGCGGAUGGCACGCGCAAGUAUCCCACGCAGGCGCGUUUCUUCGCGUUGCGCGUGCUAGAUGACUUCUUCGAUGAAAGGCUAGUGCCGUUCGAUCAAGAGACGUUCAGCACCCUGCAACAGGCCAUGCUCGCGUACAUCCAGUCAGAAUACGUCUUUGGAGCAGCAGAAGCUAGUGCAACGUUCCUCCGCAACAAGUUCUCCCACACGCUCACCCUGUUCUUCCUCUGCACGUACAUCGACCAAUGGCCCUCCUUCUUCACCGAUCUCUUCACCUGCAUCCAGCCUGCUGAGGGCUCCUCAGAACGCACGUUCAACCGCCACGUCUCCCUCCUCUUCUUCCGCGUCAUGCUUGAAAUCUCUGGCGAGGUCGCGGACCAGUUGAUCAAGACCGCCCGCACGUUCAACGCGGAGCGCCACGCGCGCGAUGGUCGUGUGCGCGAUGCCGUACGCGAGCGCGACGCGCCGCGCAUCAACGAGGCUGUCUUGACCAUCGUAUCGGAUGCCGCUCGCCGGAUGGAGACCCAGCGCAAGGAUGGGUCGGCGUCCCGAGAAACGGAAGAGGUGGAGGAGAUGGUGGACCUGGGGAUCAGGACCUUCGGCUCGUACGUCGGUUGGAUCGACAUCAACCUGACUGUGACGCCGACGACUGUGCCCCUCUUGUUCACUUUGCUUGCCGACUCCUCCCUUCCCAUCCGUCUCGCUACCUCCGUCUCUUUGUUGCGCAUCGUGUCAAAAGGCUUGAAGGAGCCCGGCGACAAGUUGCAGCUUCUCAAAAUUCUGUCCCUUGGGCAAGUCAUUGAUGCCCUAGAAACGAAGACACGGGAACAACAGGUAGAAAGGGGGACCGAUACCGACGAAGGCGAAGAGUCCUAUCGAGAAGCCCUCGGCAAAUUGCUCAAUGUACUCGGGCUCGAGCUGAUGAAGCUCAUCGAGGACAACACUGCCACCGAUGUCGUCAAAGCAGAGGCGAAUUCCUACCUAGAACAGAUUCUGCCCGUCACCUUGAGAUUCAUGGCCGACGAAUACGACGAUACUUGCAACACCGUCUUCCCUUUCCUGCAAGCCUUGUUGACUAAUUACAAACGCCUGCGCCGUGCCUCCACCGACCCACUCCCGGAAGAGAAGCGCGCUUUCCUGGCGUCCUUGGUUCAAGUCAUCCUCACCAAACUCAAAUGGGACGAAGAUGCAGAACCAGAAGACCUGGACGAAGACGAGAACACAGAGUUCGAGAAUCUGAGAAAGGAUUUGCGCGUAUUCAUGGACUCCGUCUCAGUCAUUGAUCAGCCGCUGGUUCUUGAUGCGGUGCGAACGCUUGUGCUGGGCACCUUCACUGCGUAUCAGGAAGGGACACAAAUUAAGUGGAACGAUGCGGAGCUGGCUGUCUACCUCAUCUACGUCUUCGGCGAAGUCAACAAAUCCACCUCGAGCAAAGGCAGAGCAGCAUUCUGCGAAGCGCCUCCCGCUGUGAAGGGUCAGCCCCACGACUACAGCCAAUACCCUCUGACUGCACAUGGCGCGGUCCUCUUCGCCAUGGUCCAGUCCGGCAUUGUCAGCUACCCUCAUCGCGCGGUCUCACUGCAGUACUUCGAAAGCGUCGCGCGUUACCCGGACUUCUUCAAGGUCAGGAAAGAGUGCAUACCGCCGACGCUAGAAGCAAUGAUUGAUUCUCGCGGUGUCCACAACGAAAACCAGAACUACCGCCUGCGCGUGUACUACCUAUUCUACCGCUUCAUCCGGGAUGGGAAGUCGGACAUCUCUCCAGAGCUCGCCGUGCGCAUCAUCAACAGCAUCCGCGAUCUGCUGCCCGUCGAGGUCGCGCCCAUCGAGACAGAAGACAAAGACGCAGAUCCGCUCGCAGAAGCCGUCAACAACGCCGCGUUCAACUCGCACAUCUACCUUCACGAAAUCGCAGGCAUGCUCUGCUCUCUGCUCUACAAGGAGCCGCAGGAACAGAGCGCGCUGCUCAUGAGCCUCGUGCGCCCCAUGAUGGACGACCUCAGCUCGAGCUUCGAGACCGCGAAGGCCACGCAGGACACGGUGGCCAUCGUCCGGGUACACCACAUCAUCAUGGCGCUGGGGAACAUAGCCAAGGGGUUCCCGGACAUGCCAGCGCCGCCGCUGCCUGAGGGGUACAUCGUGCCCCCGCUGGACGUCUUCACGCAGACGGCGCAGGCAAUCCUGGUGUGCUUGGAGGCGAUGAAUGUGUUCAAGAUCAUCCGGGAUGCGGCAAGGUUUGCGUUCGCGCGGAUCCUGGCUACGACGGGGCCGAACGUGACACAUCUCAUUCCGCCGCUCAUGACGAACUUGUUGACGCACUUUGAACCGACGGAGCUGGUGGACUUCCUCAACUUCAUUGGCUUGCUGUUGCAUAAGCUGAAGCGCGAUAUCUUCGACGUUCUCGACGAGUUAAUUGGCCCGCUGACCGACCAUAUUGGGCGGAUUGUCUCUCAGCCUGUCCAAGGGACAGAUGAAGAGCGUGACCGCGUUGAGACGCGUCGUGCGCUCAUCAACAUGUUCAAUAGCACCCUCGACUCGGACCUCCAGGGCGUCUUCACGUCUUCUCGCAACAACGCACGUUUCGAGCAGGUCAUCGAGAUGAUGCUUGGCUUUGCGACAGAUGUCUCCGAUCCGGUCACGCAAAGAACAGCGUUCGCGUGGAUGAACCGAAGCGUGCAAGUGUGGGGUCAGCCUGCUAGUGGAGAUGGCGCACCAAGCACCGGCAUCCCCGGCUUCGAGCGCUUCAUCUACGAGCGUUACGUUCCUGCGGCCUUUGCGGUGCCCGCCAACCCCGCCUUCAACCCGAAGGACGGCCAGUCAGUGGUGGUCCUCCACGAAAUCGCCAACCUCCUACAAAAGAUAUGCAAGACCCGCGGCGACGAGGCGUACAACUUCUUCCUCUCCGCGUUCUUCCCGUCGCAAAACUGGCCAGCGGACACUGCCCUCGAACUGACGACAAAGAUGCGCGAUCUCGAGCCGCGGGUCUUCCGCAAGUACUUCCACGACUUCGUGCGCUCCUCGCGCGGGCUGUGAAUAGAGGACGGUUGCUUGAUGGGUGGCGGCUUAGCGCGUCGACCGCGGCUUGCUCCUCGCGGCGCAGUCCUCUGUAUAGAUGCCGGUUGCGCGGGCGUCGCUGCUGCAGAUCUACCUAAAACUAAUCUUAUUCUUACGCUCAGCACAUUGUACUCCUCAUUGCAUAUCUUAGUAGCAUAGUGUAGGCUUUAAAUCAACCAGAUUGUAUUGCGCAGGG